Messenger RNA from Chaetomium globosum CBS 148.51, 996 nucleotides. Its product is annotated as casein kinase I. The coding region runs from base 1 to 996 and encodes 331 amino acids. Gene Ontology annotation, biological process: endocytosis; peptidyl-serine phosphorylation; signal transduction. Lineage: Eukaryota; Fungi; Ascomycota; Sordariomycetes; Sordariales; Chaetomiaceae. The record is from RefSeq and is a predicted model, not a curated record. Gene Ontology annotation, molecular function: protein serine/threonine kinase activity; ATP binding. Gene Ontology annotation, cellular component: cytoplasm; nucleus. The transcript is spliced from 4 exons.
AUGACGACGAUGGAUCUCCGCGUCGGGAACAAGUACCGGAUCGGUCGUAAGAUCGGUUCGGGCUCGUUCGGUGACAUCUACCUGGGCACCAACAUAAUUUCGGGGGAAGAGAUUGCCAUUAAGCUUGAGAGUGUAAAGGCCAAGCACCCGCAGCUCGAGUAUGAGGCCCGCGUCUACAAGUCGCUCGCCGGCGGCGUCGGCAUUCCGUUUGUCCGCUGGUUCGGCACCGAGUGCGACUACAAUGCCAUGGUUCUGGACCUUCUUGGACCCAGCCUGGAGGACUUGUUCAACUUCUGCAACCGCAAGUUCUCGUUGAAGACGGUCCUGCUCCUCGCCGACCAACUGAUUUCCCGCAUCGAAGAGAACAAGAACUUGACCGGCACGGCCCGAUACGCUUCCAUCAACACUCAUCUUGGUGUCGAGCAGUCUCGCCGCGACGACAUGGAGUCGCUCGGUUACGUCAUGCUUUAUUUCUGCCGUGGCUCCCUCCCGUGGCAGGGCCUCAAGGCAGCGACCAAGAAGCAAAAGUACGACCGCAUCAUGGAGAAGAAGAUGACGACGCCCACCGACGUCCUCUGCCGUGGCUUCCCCAACGAGUUCGCCAUCUACCUGAACUACACCAGGUCGCUCCGCUUUGACGACAAGCCCGACUACAGCUACCUGCGCAAGAUCUUCCGCGACCUCUUCGUCCGUGAGGGCUUCCAGUACGACUACGUAUUCGACUGGACCGUCUACAAGUACCAGAAGAACGCGCAGGCCAUCCAGCAGGCCGCCGGCAACACCGCCCAGGCUACCCAGGGCGACCCCAAGGAUGCCCAGGCCGCCGCCCGUAAGGACGCUCAGGCGCUGCCUCGCGGAACCAGGAAGCAGAUCACCGGCGAUGCCCCGGAUACCAACCGUGCCGUCGGCGGAAGCGACAGGAUGCUGCGCUCAGCUGCGAAAGCUCAAGGCGCUGGCUCGGGAUAUGCUACCAACAAGUACCGGCCCAUGGACUGA